Fusarium musae is the source of this 1467-nucleotide messenger RNA. RefSeq lists its product as uncharacterized. Lineage: Eukaryota; Fungi; Ascomycota; Sordariomycetes; Hypocreales; Nectriaceae. Gene Ontology annotation, molecular function: RNA polymerase II general transcription initiation factor activity. The record is from RefSeq and is a predicted model, not a curated record. Gene Ontology annotation, biological process: RNA polymerase II preinitiation complex assembly; transcription initiation at RNA polymerase II promoter. The transcript has a single exon. Gene Ontology annotation, cellular component: transcription factor TFIID complex. Bases 1 to 1467 code for a protein of 488 amino acids.
AUGUCGACACCGACACCAAAAGAUGGCCAACCACCCGCAAAACCUCGUCUGAAGCUUAACGUUAGCCGGUCUUCCUCUUUCGUCGCUGAUGCGAAUGCGACACCUUCAGUCUUGGUCCCGGCUGGUCCAGCUGCUCCGAAUCCAACUCCGACGGAAGGUCGCAAGGUGAAGCUCAAGAUCGGAAAAUCGCAACCCUCAACACCUGCGGAACAACCUCCAGUGAAGACGAAAGCUGGCCGACAACCUAAGCCCACACAGAAACUCGUCGAGAGCAAAAAGCGCGCACACGAAGAACUAGAUGAUGAGCUGGGCUCGGCGCAUCCAACAACAAAAAUAAAACUCAAACCAACGAAGUCAGGGCUCACUCCAACGGUCGUGGUGAAGCCAAAGGGACGCGCACCAGUACAUCCGCCAGGAGAUGGCUAUGACUCAGAGGCGAGCGAUCGAGAGAAGGAUCCAUCGAUAGAGGAACAAUUUGUCCUGAGGAUGCUACCAGGAGAGCACUGUGACUAUGUGCGCUCGUGUAUGGAGAAUGGCAAGAUGGGCAUUCCUCGGAGCCAGGGAGGAGCAGACAUACAACUCAAAUUCUUUGAAGAGGAUUCUCGAAGGGCGGUCGUGUCAGUUAAAGGUCAGCCGUUUGCCGCUGUUAUGGUGGACCUGCCUACAGUUACAGAAGCGAUGAAGACAUGGGAUCGCAAAUCAUUCCUCAAGUCUGCAGACAUCUGCCAAAUGCUUCUGGUUUACCAGAAAGUUUCCACCGAAGCUGAAGCAAGACAAACACCUCUACCAAGUAUGAUCGACCAACACUUUAAAUGGCCACACGGCCUAACACCGCCCAUGCACGAUUGCGUGAACCGGCGAUUUGCCAAGACCAUUAGUCGAAAGGAGAUUGAGGAUAAAGAAGCAGAAGUCGAACGUCUGCUCGCCGAGGAUGCUAAAGCCGGUUCUACGCGUUGGGAAUGGGUCGACGAGAGCAAAGACGAGGACGAGGACGCCGAGGGCGAUAUGGAUGAUGAUGAUGAUGAUGGUCGUAUGGACUACUUCCAGAGCCAAGAUGUAUUCGGAGAUGACGACCUUGCAGCCGAUCUUGAGGCCGCUUUCGGGGAAAUGGGCGAUGAAACUCCCGCUACCGGUAUGGAUGCUCCAACGCCAAUGACAACCACACAGGCCAAUACACCCGCGCCGCUCCAAGAUAGCAUUGAGUCGGAUGAGUCUGAGGAAGUUUCGGAUGAUGAUGAUGAUGAUGACGAUGAGGAUCUGGACGAGGAUGCUCGAGCCCAGCGCGACGAAGAAAAGGGCGUCAAGUCUUUCAUCAACGACCUGAAGAACCAGCUUGCCAGCAAGCAAGAAGAACUGGCCCGUACUACAAACAAGAUCCUCCGGACUCGUAUUGAGCAGACCAUCAAGCAGCUCAGGGCAGAGAUUGAGCUCAAGAACUCAUCUAUCGGUAUCGAGACAGAUGACUGA